AUGGCGAGAGCACCGGUACCAGUAUCCAGGUGCGAAGGGGCAAAGGCAUUACAUUACGUUGGACACCGUAUCCCAGCUUGCAAGCACUACUUCCUAAACAUAAUCCCCCCUUGUCCCCCCGCCUCCCCCCCUGCUUUCCGCACAGAUACAUACUGCACCUACCUGUACGAGUACUGGUACGAGUACUGGUGGUGGUGCAAAUGCCGGGACCUCAACAGGUCAACACUCGUGAGUCGUGAUUACUUGCAGGGGAUCCCUCACCAGUGUGAUACGGUACUCGAGCACCGGCGCGGGCGAAAGCAGUUUUCCGGGCUCAAUGUUACUCGUACCGCGAGGAUACACAAGCCCGAUGCUGUCCUCUUGUCACGAUGCAAACUUCAUGGGCGCAACUUAUCGUCAUGCUCAUCCAUAGCGGUCUUAUAAUUUCCCUUACGGCUGUUUGCGUUUAAAGAAAUACACCACACCAGCAACGGUCGCCGUACUUUAUUGGCACCCGGACGAGUUCCCGUUCCGAUAGAUAAAUUGGUUCGGGUCAGGGUGGCGAUUCUCUAGGCUCAGGAGUUGGCGGUGUUGCCCACAGGUUUCCAACAAGCAGAGUUCUGGGUGGCCGUACGAGUACCGUAACGUACCGUACUUUACGAGUUGCGAGCAAAUGAUGAUCCAUGUGGCCAAUCAACUUGGGGCCGGAUUUGAGCACUUUGGAUCCCUCGGAAGGGUGCGCGUGCGCCGAAAACUCGCCCACUAGGGAACCUUCCGAUGAACGAGCAGGGGUACAGUACGGUUGUUUCUUAUGCUGACAACGCAAAUUUAUAGAUAAUAAUUCCCUAAAAUAGUAGGUGGUAGAAAGUGGUGAAAUUUCUGUAUUGUCCAACCUUGGAAAAUCCUUACCAGGGUGGCAAGUCAAAAGAAAAUUAGAAAUACUGUAGUUGACAUGAAAAAUUAAAAUGAAUUCAGCUAUGCAGAUUACCGUAUACCGUAUUCAAUAGGUUUAUGGAGUGGGGGGGGCUCAAAAUCAAGGAGGUAUGAUAGCCCAUGGUUUUGUUGCCCCUCUCCCAUGGACCGUAUAUACAAGGACUUAUUAGACAGGACUGCACAACUUUCCCUGAGCACACCAUUUCAUCUCCACCCAUUUGAUAUCGAUUUCGAAAAGCUCAUCAGUGCUGGCAUUCCCCCAAGAUAUCCUCUCUCCCCUUCGAAUGAAAUUCCCCCCCCCCC
This is a messenger RNA of Tuber melanosporum (Perigord truffle), 1215 nucleotides long. RefSeq lists its product as uncharacterized. The record is from RefSeq and is a predicted model, not a curated record. Bases 1 to 423 code for a protein of 140 amino acids. Lineage: Eukaryota; Fungi; Ascomycota; Pezizomycetes; Pezizales; Tuberaceae. The transcript is spliced from 5 exons.